This is a messenger RNA of Adineta ricciae, 465 nucleotides long. NCBI's taxonomy places the organism in Eukaryota, Metazoa, Rotifera, Eurotatoria, Adinetida, Adinetidae. The record is from the annotation of a GenBank genome assembly.
AUGGAUGGUGAUAUUAUGACACGAGUGGGCUUCUUUAUCAACGACCUUCAGCAACACAUUAAGGAACUGCACAAACAAAAGAGUGCAAAAUUAACAAUUUAUAAUCAACUGGGCUUGGUCAAAAAUAAUCACGAAGAAUAUGAAGAAGCAUUUCAAAACUAUGAAGACUUACCUGCGAUCUUAGGAAAAGCUCUUUCUUCUGACGAUCCUAAGUUAACUUCGUUUUACGGUAACAUUGGUUUAGUGUAUGUCGACAUAGGUGAUCACGAAAAUGUAUUUUCAGCUCAUGAAUUUCAAUAUCAAUCACUUCCUGCUAAUCAUCCCGAUUUAGCUCUAUCCUAUGCGAGCAUUGGUAUUCUUUAUAAAGCAUGCACGAUUAUUCCGACGCCUGCUCAUUUUUCGAACGUGUCGUAUAAAUUGCACAACAAUCAUUACCCUUUGGCCAUUCGAAUUUUCAACGCCUGA